AUGGCAUUCGAGAAUCCUCCGACGAGUGCGUCGGAGUUGACGUCGCUUCCAGCCAUGGGCUGGAUACGCUUCGCGAAGGACCUGUUUGAUGGACGCAUCGAACAGAUAUGCAUCCCUUCAGAGAUUGAAAGGAUGGAGAGCGAAGCGGAGGAGUUGAGAGAACUCCACGCUGCGAACACCACUGAGAGUAAGGAGGACACUCUCAGUGCAAAGACGAAGAAGCAGUGCUUCGACGAGCGGGAGCUGGGACUCACUGAAGUCGAAUCCCUUCUACGAUUUUCUGCUGGAGCACAAGGACGUGCUCCCGGAAGCGAUUCCUGCGGAACUUCCGCAGGACAAGGGAAUACAGCACGAGAUUGA
Molecule: messenger RNA, 360 nt
Organism: Phytophthora nicotianae INRA-310
Lineage: Eukaryota; Oomycota; Peronosporomycetes; Peronosporales; Peronosporaceae
Exons: 1
Coding region: 1-360 (119 amino acids)
Source: RefSeq, a predicted model, not a curated record